Messenger RNA from Staurois parvus, 312 nucleotides. NCBI's taxonomy places the organism in Eukaryota, Metazoa, Chordata, Amphibia, Anura, Ranidae. The record is from the annotation of a GenBank genome assembly.
GAUCUAAAUGCAAUACAAGAGGAUCUCCUCCUGAAGCUGCUCUCAGGAUGGUCAGACAGCAGGGAAAGUAAUCUAGUGGAGGUAGAAAGAAAUGUUCCUGAUCCUCCUGAGCCCAAAAUGGCGCCAGUUGUGAAAUUCCCACGUCUGUCUCUGCGGGAACGGAAAGCACCCUGCAAAAAACUUCUUCUGGAAGACGUUCACUAUGUGCUAGAAAUCGUUGUCUCUGUUUUAUUUUUUUUUUUUAUUUAUGGAUUUGUGAGAUUGAUAAAGUUUGUAAAUAACAUGACAUCACCCCAAUGGGGGAUUUGUUAA